Messenger RNA from Sinocyclocheilus rhinocerous, 331 nucleotides. RefSeq names its product carnitine O-palmitoyltransferase 1, liver isoform-like. The transcript has 2 exons. Lineage: Eukaryota; Metazoa; Chordata; Actinopteri; Cypriniformes; Cyprinidae. The record is from RefSeq and is a predicted model, not a curated record. Bases 15 to 302 code for a protein of 95 amino acids.
AGUGUGCAGUCAGCAUGGCAGAAGCGCAUCAGGCGGUGGCCUUCCAGUUCACCGUCACUCCUGAUGGCAUCGACCUGCACCUCUGUCACGAGGCCCUGCGCCAGGUCUACUUGUCUGGCCUCCACUCCUGGAAGAAGAGGUUCAUCAGGUUCAAGAAUGGUGUCAUGACUGGGGUUUAUCCAGGAAGUCCCUCAGGCCUGCUGGUUGUUUUGGUGGGUUACAUGUCCACAACCAAAUAUGCCAAAAUAGACCCUUCCCUUGGGAUGUUCACUAAACUUUCUAAACACCUACCAAUCAGGUAAACCACCAAAGAACGGUCACCUGUUUGUCA